Cooperia oncophora is the source of this 294-nucleotide messenger RNA. The record is from the annotation of a GenBank genome assembly. Lineage: Eukaryota; Metazoa; Nematoda; Chromadorea; Rhabditida; Trichostrongylidae.
CAAAUUCACAGUUACUACAGGUCUUCAUAUAAAAGUAUCUGUUUCCAGAAAGGUAAUUACGUUAUUAAGGCUAACAAGCAGCGCGCCAGUGGACAACAAUUGAAAGAGUCGCGCUCCAAGGAAAGCAGCAGGGGUGAAAAGGCAGUAUCAUCAGACGCGCCAGCGCAUGAGGAGAUGUCGUUACGAUCGUCCGACAUCGGUCUUGUGUCGUUUUCCGGCCUUAGUGAACCAUGCAGUGUUGGGUCGAUUGUAGAAGUCGUGAAAUCGAAGAAAGUUCAAAAAAACGAUUCAUAG